Messenger RNA from Haliotis rufescens (red abalone), 2357 nucleotides. Its product is annotated as BTB/POZ domain-containing protein 6-like. The transcript is spliced from 3 exons. Lineage: Eukaryota; Metazoa; Mollusca; Gastropoda; Lepetellida; Haliotidae. Gene Ontology annotation, cellular component: cytosol. Gene Ontology annotation, molecular function: protein binding. The record is from RefSeq and is a predicted model, not a curated record. Gene Ontology annotation, biological process: neurogenesis. The coding region runs from base 356 to 1735 and encodes 459 amino acids.
UAUAGUGGAUAUUAAUGUUUUCCCGAUGCUCAUGAUGUCAAUCACUGGAUUGUCUGGUCCAGACUCGAUUAUUUACAGACUGCCGUCAUAUAGCUGGAAAACAUUGCUGUGUGCAGCGUUAUAUAAACAACAAACAAACAAACUUCCAUGAACCUAAUUUCAACAAGAGGCAAUUACAAUGGACCAGGUGGCCAGUCUUGUGACUUGGUUGAUUUGCCUGUCAUCGUAACCUGACUCAUGGGAUGUUGCUCAUGAUAUCAACCACUGUUCCUCUCCAGGCUCUUCCUCCAUCCCUUUCAUCCCCGAAGUGGAGGAGUGGAGGAAGGGGAGGUCGCUGAAGCAGUGUCACGAGUACAUGCUGACCAAUCAGGUGGCCUGUGAUGUCUUCUUCACUGUAGGUGUGAAUGGAGACAAGUAUGGAGCACACAAAUACAAGCUCCUGGCAGUGUCGGAUGUGUUCUAUGUCAUGCUACUUGGGCCUAUGGCAGAACAUGACAACACCAUCAAAAUCCCCGACAUCGACCUCACCAGUUUCAAAGCCUUUUUACGGUAUGUGUACACGGAGGAGUUGGAUGUGACACCGGACACCGUCAUGCAGCUGAUGUACGUGGCCAAGAAGUACAACGUGGAGCCCCUGGUGACAGCCAUCAUCUCCUACAUCGAUGCACAGAUGUCCAUUGAAAGUGCUUGUGUCGUCAUGGAGCAGGCCCAUCUAUUCAAUGAACCCACGCUGGAGACUAAGGCCCUUGAGUUUAUCGAAGACCAUGCAACCAGUGUGUUGGAAUCUAAGGAAGUGACCACGUUGUGUGCUGGCUGUUUGAAGAAAGUUGUGUCCUCCGAUAAUUUGCAUGUUAAACUUGGGGUCAGGAGGGAAUUAUGGGAAAUGGAAAGGAAAGCAGCGGCUGCCGACUUGGAGAGGUCUGUGUUGACAGCUGUCAUGACGUGGGCAACUCACCAGUGUGUUGAAACCAAGGUCAAGGUGACGAGCCAGAACCAGCGGAAGGUCCUUGGCGACAUUUUGUGGGAAGUGCGCUUCUCGCAACUCAGCCCUGACUAUUUUGUGGCAGACGUGACGAAGAUGAACAUUCUGUCUUCAGAGGAGAGAUGCAUGAUAUUGGAACAUGUUGUUGCACCAAAUAAGGCCAAGUCUAAACUUUGUAACAUGAAGCGUAGAGGUCCACACGAAAACAUCCGCACAGUAACGCGAUUCCGAAACACGUCGGAAGACACAUGCAUUAAGAAUGACUAUCAUCACGCUGUGUCCUUCAAAACAAAUGAAGACUUGUAUCUACAUGGUUUCUGUCUGUUUGGAACCAGCACGGGCAAGACCUGCUUGUACGACGUCCACUCAGCAGUGUACAAAGAAAAGGAGGUGAUUUGUGAAUUGAACACCAAAGUCUACGACAAAAUUGAACAGCUGGAUAUUUGGAUGAAGAGGAAAAGUGUUCAUAGACGGACAACUGAGGAGAUGUUCCGAGUGUAUUUUCGGAGAAAGUUGCUGAUUAAGAAAGACACUAUGCACACUUUGUAUGUUGAUCUCAAGGGUCCGCAGUGUUACACUGGCCUGGAGGGACGUUCCGAGAUCUGUUUUUACACGGAUGGUUUUGUUAAGAUCACAUUCCAAGAUGCUCCUGAUUUCAACGAUGCCAAGUCCCAAACUACCUCCGUCAAAGGACAGAUUCCAUCAUUGCUGGUUUCUCUCAUACCGUGUUCGAAACCAAUCACUUUCAAGUAACCAUGGUUACAGCGUUGAUUCAUGAUCUGGUUAACUGUUUGAUAUCUUUCAGGAGUGAUGAAUGAUUGGUUCUGUUGCCAUGCCAUCUGAGAACCAUUGUAGUUGUUCCGCUAUUCCAUGAGAGAAUGAAUCUGUUUCCAUGGUUACAAAAUACAGAUUCAUCAGCAAUCAUGAUUAUCAUGUUCAGUCUUUAUCAUUCCAAGAAAGUGAACUUAUGGAUGUCCAUUCUGUUUCCAUGGUAACAAAGGAUGGAUUUACUGUCAUGAUCAAUGGAGAGUUUUGAUGGAAAUUGUGAAGGUUUUUAGUGGAUAUUUUUCCAGAUUAUUUUAUUACAGAAUUUGUAUCAAUGAAAGCUAUUUGUAUCACAUCCAAGUGCUGUGUAGCAUGUUUUGAAGACAAUUUAGCUGGUUUGGCACAAUCUCACCACUCAAGUGUGACGAGGAUUGACUGAGCUCUGAGCUUCAACAUGGAAGGAAUUGCAUAAUAGUGAAAUCCAGUUGACCUGUGAAGAUCAGGGCUUGGAGAUAGGUCUUCAGCAACCCAUGCUUGCCGUAAAAGGCGACUAUGCUUGUCGUAAAAGGCGACUAAUGGGAUCGGGUGGUCAGGCUCGCUGACUUGGUUG